UCUGUCAUGUCAUCAGUUAAUGGGUGCGAGGAUAAAGAAAAGGGGAUGUUACCGACACCAAAGAGAUAGCAACCACUCCAGAUUCAACUGUGCAUACAAGUGGUAUUUAUCUCUCUCACUCUCGCCACCUUCCCCUUGCCUCAGCUCUGUCAUGCCUCGCUCAUUCCUGGUCAAGAGUAAGAGACCAGGGUCUCAUCCCCCUUGCUUCUCUAAAGGCACCAGACACACAAACCCUGACCAGCCACAACCUCAUACAAAUCAUCACGACAGGCAGAACAGGGCGUGGCGGGAAGUAAGGUGCCCACAUCGGAGCCCCUUCCAGGAGGACCAGGGCAACCUGUGCUCAGGGUCAGAGGUCAAGGACACCCUGGAAUACCCCUGCCCUAGCUGGGAUGCCAUGGCAACCAGACCACACAGCACCUCGCCAGCUGACCUCUGGACCAGCUGGUCUGCAGAAACCGGAGGGUACGAUGGUGUGGAGCCUUCCGAGUCUGCCCUGCCCUGGUUCCUACACUGGCCCCGGGGCCCUGACAGAGAAAGGGAGCUGGAAAAACUGGUCCAUGUCUUACUGAGCCACAGACCACAUAUGGACCUCAACUCCACCAGCCCAUGCCCCCUAUGUGAAAAGGUCUUGUCCUCAGGAGCUGUACUGAAGACUAAUUUACUCAGGUCACGUACAUGCGUGCAUGCAGUCCCAUUGGCCACGUCAGCCAAAGCCCCAGAGCACCCCUACGAGUUCAAACAAGCCCUGGGCACGUACGGAAGACCAAAGGAGCGUAGCUAUAGCUGUAAGGAGUGUGGGAAGGUAUUCAAGCGCUCCUCCACCCUGUCCACCCACCUGCUCAUCCACUCUGACACCAGGCCCUACCCCUGCCAGUACUGUGGCAAGAGGUUCCACCAGAAGUCAGACAUGAAGAAACACACCUUCAUACACACAGGUGAGAAGCCCCAUGUGUGCCAGGUGUGUGGCAAGGCCUUCAGCCAGAGCUCCAACCUCAUUACCCACAGCCGUAAACACAGCAGCUACUGGCCCUUCAGCUGCACGCACUGCCAAAGCAGAUUCCAGCGCAGACUGGACCUACAGCGCCACCAGGAGACACAAUGUUUUCAUAGCAGCGUGUACACACAGAGUUGAGGCCAUGGGUAUAAUGGAGAUUUGUAUUACACAAGUACUGUAUGUAGCACAAGAAUGAGUGCUUUGUAUAGAGAUUGUUGACCGGUAUUUGUAGUUCCGUUUUUAUAUGGUACUUUGAUCAGUGACUGAGGCUAAGCACAUUACUUGUUCAAGUUAUUUGGGCAUUUGUUUUUGUGGAUUUGCUUUCGCUCACAGAUUUUCAGGUUGACCGUUUGGAUAGUGCCCUAGGGGACCUGAUCACCUUAACAUCUCUAGCAAUGUCAUAUAUAUUGUGCGAGCUGGAUUCCGUCCAUAGCGCAGAAGCUCAGCGUUGUAGCCGGUUGAAAUGUAAAGGUCAUUUUCGAUUGAGCCAACAUAUGCAACAUUUACCACGAAUGCUGUCUCCGCCAACACGGAAACAUUGCCUUUAAAUGUCAGUCACGCUUUAACGCUACGGAUUGAAUCCAGCCCUUUAGGCUCUGGUCUCUACUAUGCUGUAUGUCUAAAAGGACAGGUGGUUUGAAGAGUGACAAAACAAGCCCUAUUUCCCACUGUAAUUGGCCAUUUUCCUCAGAGCCAUUGCAAUUGUAGCUCCCAUUGUUGGUGUAUGAAUGAAGCUGCCAUUUUCACUUCACUGUGGCAGCCCACCCAAGGGCAUAAUAAUAUACAAUCAGGCCAUGUGGAACAUGUGAGAAAUAAUGUCUGACUGCAGUACGAGCAGAGAGAGACAAUGAUUAUGUUGAAAUGAUGCUCCACAACUAUGGUGACACAACGUGACUGUAUAUUUUCAGUGUCACAGCCUGGUCAGCAUGAGUAUAUAUUAAAAAGGGAUUUAGAUAAA
Messenger RNA from Oncorhynchus kisutch (coho salmon), 1955 nucleotides. Its product is annotated as zinc finger protein Gfi-1b-like. Gene Ontology annotation, molecular function: DNA-binding transcription factor activity, RNA polymerase II-specific; RNA polymerase II cis-regulatory region sequence-specific DNA binding. The coding region runs from base 20 to 1135 and encodes 371 amino acids. The record is from RefSeq and is a predicted model, not a curated record. Lineage: Eukaryota; Metazoa; Chordata; Actinopteri; Salmoniformes; Salmonidae. Gene Ontology annotation, cellular component: nucleus. The transcript is spliced from 6 exons. Gene Ontology annotation, biological process: regulation of transcription by RNA polymerase II.